AUGGCGUCGCGAGACCGGCCAGUCGUCGUCGUGGCGGCGCUCGCCCCGGACGUUCGCCCCGGCGCCCCGGCCAAGGCGCUGUGUCCAGAGAGCUGCCACAGAGAGCGCCUCCCGCGUCGCCUCGCGCCGCCGACCGCGCCCGCCCCCGCGCCGGCCGCGUCUCCCCUGCCGGCCGCGCCCGCGCCGCCGGCCUGGCUCCGGCGGGACGAGGCGUCGCGCGCCGACGACGCGGAGCUGCGCCGCGCGCUCGCGGACGCGCUCCUCGCGGGCGACGGCGCCGGCGCCGGCGCGGACGACAGCGACUGCGAGGAGCUCGAGGCGACGACGUACACGCCCGCGGAGCUGUCGCGGCGCCGCUACGAGGCGGCCGUCGCGAACGGCGAGGUCAUCGAGAUCGCGUCCGACGACGAGGCGGAGCUCGGCGUCGACGACGCGACGCGCGCCGCGGAGGAGGCGGCGGCGGCCCAGCGCGACGCCGAGCAGCAGCGCGUCAAGCGGCGGAAGACGGCCGACGACGCGGACCGCGACCGCCGCGUCGCGCAGUUCGUCGUCAACGCGCGCGCGCUCAACCUCGGCCAGCUCGCGGCGCACUGCAAGUCCGCGGGCCUCAAAGUCGGCGGCACGAAGCAGGAGCGCAUCGCCCGCCUCGUCUACGCCAUCGAGUACAAGGUCUACGAGCGGCCCCGCUCCGACUUCUUCACGCGCCAGAUCGUCGCCGCCUUCGCGACGAAGCUCGACGCCAUCGUCUCCCAGAACGCGGCGUAG
Aureococcus anophagefferens is the source of this 765-nucleotide messenger RNA. RefSeq lists its product as hypothetical. The record is from RefSeq and is a predicted model, not a curated record. Lineage: Eukaryota; Pelagophyceae; Pelagomonadales; Pelagomonadaceae. The transcript is spliced from 2 exons. The coding region runs from base 1 to 765 and encodes 254 amino acids.